Molecule: messenger RNA, 1317 nt
Organism: Gastrolobium bilobum
Lineage: Eukaryota; Viridiplantae; Streptophyta; Magnoliopsida; Fabales; Fabaceae
Product: vacuolar protein sorting-associated protein 25
Exons: 6
Coding region: 232-771 (179 amino acids)
Biological process (GO): protein transport to vacuole involved in ubiquitin-dependent protein catabolic process via the multivesicular body sorting pathway
Cellular component (GO): ESCRT II complex
Molecular function (GO): structural molecule activity; protein homodimerization activity
Source: RefSeq, a predicted model, not a curated record
UUCUUCCUCCAACGUCGUCGUGCUAGGGUUCGAUGAGUUGUAGUUUCCCGUAAUUUCUUUCAAUCCCUCCACAAUUUUACUCUCGAUAACUCGCGAAAACGAUAGAUACCCGUAAGUAUCGCGUGACACAGUACGAUAUUUCAUUACGUGCCUGCAAGUGAUUUGCAGAAAACUAUUUAAGCUUCUGAGAAGACCGUUAAUCUUUGUGCAUAGCAUUGAAGAACUUGAAAUAUGCAGAAAUUGGGAGAGUUCAAGCUACCUCAUUUCUUCAAUUACCCUCCUUACUUCACUUUGCAGCCGGUGAGAGACACUAGAGAGAAGCAGAUACAACUAUGGAAAGAGCUUAUUUUAGAUUACUGUAGAACGCAGAAGAUAUUUGUAAUUGGGCUAGAAGAAGAAUUUCCUUUAUUUUCAAAUCCUGUAAUUGAAAGGUCCCUUACUCAUGAAGCCAGAGAAGCGUUCCUUUCAGCCUUAGUUUCUGAAGGACGAGCAGAAUGGAUGGAUAAAGGACACAGGAAAUGUCUUAUUCUAUGGCAUCGGAUUCAAGAUUGGGCUGACAUUUUAUUGCAGUUUGCAAAAGAUAAUGGGCUGGAAGACAGUGUUGUGACAAUUGAAGAAAUACGCUCAGGGACUGAAUCUCAAGGAACAGAGCUUCAUGGGAUAGACCGAACUAUUUUGAAUCGUGCAUUGAAACUAUUAGAACAGAAGGGGAAGCUUGUGGUUUUUAAAGGAACUUCAACCGAUGAUGAGGGAGUUAAAUUUUCUAUAUAAUUAUUUUUUGUGUCAAUCUGUUGUUGAAUGUUGAGGGAUUUCAAUUAUGUCAUCAACAGAGGGGAUCUGUUAUCCAAUUAUGUUGAUGGGCAAGAUGACUAAAGUAAAAAUCAGUGACGUUAAUUGUUAUCAUUUUUUAUUCGAGAUCUUCCUCGUGUUAAGGGUUUGGCUUUGUAGCUAAUGUUGGUUAAUAAAUGAAACUACGCUCCCUGUGAAAUCAUGAAAUUCAUGCAUAGGAGUCUGGGUUCCGACGUGCCAAAAGUUAUCGUGAUUUCAGAAAUUGAUAUUAUCAAAAUUUAUGACAAGACUGUAUCGGAUUGUCUGCAUCAGUCCAUUAGUUACCCAUACCACAAGAUUGUUUUGCUGAGAGACCAAGAAUGGCAGGUAACCUUUGUCCACACAUUUAGGGAAGGGAAUGGAGUAGCGGAUUGGCUUGCAAAUUAUGCUACCUCUUUAGGAAAGGAGACUGUUUAUUUUGAUGUUCCUCCAGACGCUUGUCUUGGAGCUGUUAAUAGGGAUUAUAGAGGGAUAGCCUGGACCUGUAAU